CCCGACGUGGGAGCGGCACCGUAGAAGGGCUGGACCUCUCCCCUAGCCGAGUCGUCGAGGCGUGGCUCCUCAUUACGCGCAGGAACUUGUACUCCAAUCUCUCGAUCUUGACAAAGGCAAUCCGCAACUCCAUGUCUUCCCUUUCCGUGUCACAUCCCCAUGCCCAAGGCGACCAUGUCCAAGUCAAAUUUAGCCACCCCCUGUUUUAGACUCAAGCCCGCCUCCAGACCUGCCUCGCAACUCUCAAACGGCGUCACGAGUCGAGCUCACGGCGCACCCUGGCCGACAGCAUCAUCAGGGUAUGGAACUGUCGGCCGAGGGCUUCGGACUCUGCGUGUGUUCGUUGGGAGGACGAGGAGCUGCAGCCUCCACCGCCGCCGACUGCGAGGCGGUGACAGCGUGCGGUGCUACUCUCCCUGCUGCUUCGCGCAGCCGGUUUUCGGCCACUCCUCCCGGCUUCCGACAAGGCAGUAUGUCGGGUCAGUCAACAGCAGAGCCCCUGUCGACUCCAUCGCCGCACCCCUCUUGCUCAGUCCUAGACAAGACAUCCGCAUACACACAUACACGCGAGGACGGAUAGGAACAGGAGGCCAAGCAGAAGGUUACCCACCCCCGCCGUCACUAGCAAGCAACAAAUGCGCCAUCCCAGACUCGCUCCUCCGCGACGCCGCAGCAGCAACGACAACUACGUCUGCUGUUACUGCCGUUUACCCGGCCCUGGAGGCAGAAUCCCGUGACUUGGUGGCGUGCUACAUUGCUGGCUGAGAGCGCCUGGCCUGGAUCUUGCACCAGGCUGCUCAGAUUGAAGCCGGCAUGUGCCGCGACGCUGCGCAGAUGCGUGAGAUCACUGUCAUGCUUGAUGGUGGUGGUGGCGGUCGCGGGG
Messenger RNA from Phialemonium atrogriseum, 883 nucleotides. RefSeq lists its product as uncharacterized. The transcript has a single exon. Bases 160 to 765 code for a protein of 201 amino acids. NCBI's taxonomy places the organism in Eukaryota, Fungi, Ascomycota, Sordariomycetes, Cephalothecales, Cephalothecaceae. The record is from RefSeq and is a predicted model, not a curated record.